AUGUUCACUCUCAAUGUAUGUUUGGCAAUUAUCGUUUGUGCACUCUAUUGGAUGAUCUACUAUAUAAUGUUGGAAUUUAAUCCAUUGAAAUUAUUUUCAGUAAAUACUUGUGGUUUUCUAUCGUAUGCUCAAGUGCUGUGCACUUUCCAAGUAUCGCUUGCUUUCACAGUGGUCUCGAUCCAUCGAUUAUGUCUGAUCGCGUAUCCAACAAAAUUAUUUUUCAAAACGAAACGAUGGGCUACUAUUUGUGUGUUAAGUCAAUGGUGUGUUGGUGUUGUACUUUCAUUACCGAUAUUAAUCGAUCAAUCGUCUUGUACAACAGUCAAAUGGAAACGAAUCUACACAUUGAUUCUGGUAGUCAUUAUUCCAUCGUUGAGUCAUGUGAUUAUCAAUAGUAUCAUAGUCAAAUAUGUCCGUGCAUCAUCGCUGCGAGUUCGACCAGAAAUAAGAGCAACUCAAAUCAGUAUGAUUAAUCCCACUAAUCAGAACCAACCACGAGCACAACAUCAGACUAAAAUCAGUCGGCGCGAUGUUCAUCUUCUUCGACAUAUGAUCUUCAUGUUUUUUAUCUUCGUUGGUGGAUGGAUGCCUAUCUAUGUGAUGACAGUUGUCAUGGCUUGCGCGAUUGGCGCAGCAUCAAUCUCGGAGAACAUUCAUCGACAAAAGAGAGACAAUUUUGGUUGUGAUGCCUUCGUUACCAGUUGCGGCUCAAAGGGCGCUUGCUGUGAUGUGCAUGAUCAAUGUUACAAAGAACAUGGUUGCACAUGGGCGAGUUGGCUCUACACCGAUUCGUUAGUAGCUAGUAUCGAACAAUCAAUAUUAAGUAUGGAGGCGAGCAAGCUACUUGCGGAAAAGUUCAAUUUAGCAAGUGCUGCCGUGAUCGCAGAUAGUUUACAACAGGCGAAAAAAAUUCGUGAUCAAAUGGUUGCUUGUCGACAAUGUAACAAUGAUGCCAUGUCGUGUGUCGUUAAUUUAAACCCUGGUCCAAGUACAUGUUGUACAGCUAAGACAUGCGGUCAACCGCGAACCAAUUGA
Adineta ricciae is the source of this 1035-nucleotide messenger RNA. The record is from the annotation of a GenBank genome assembly. NCBI's taxonomy places the organism in Eukaryota, Metazoa, Rotifera, Eurotatoria, Adinetida, Adinetidae.